Mycena citricolor is the source of this 1121-nucleotide messenger RNA. Lineage: Eukaryota; Fungi; Basidiomycota; Agaricomycetes; Agaricales; Mycenaceae. The record is from the annotation of a GenBank genome assembly.
CCGAGAUCAGGGCUUCUCUGAUACAUAUAUAAGUGAGGUCAGAGGAGAAGGGAGACCCAACGAAAACUAGUCGCUUUCGUCUUGGUAUCUCCCAUCCCAGCCAUGAAGUCAAUCGCUAUCUCUCUCGCUCUGGCGUCUGCCGCGACCGCGCGGACGAUGACUGUGUACAACGCAUGCCCGUUCACUAUCUGGCCUGCGUACUUCACCAGUGCUGGAGGUACUCCCAACUAUCCUACGGGAUGGGCCGCUGGUGCCUUCAGCGCAGUCACUUUCGACAUCCCGAAUGAUUGGAACGGACGUAUCUGGGGUCGUCGCAACUGCGAUUUCUCGAACAACCCGGGCCCCAACUCCUGCCUGGAUGGGGGCUGCAACGGUGGAUUGCUCUGCGAUCGUGCCACUGGCACUGGUGUUCCGCCUGCGUCAUUGGCGGAGUUCAACCUCGGGGCGAACGGCGGAAGCACCGAUUACUACGAUGUCUCCGUCGUCGAUGGAUACAACCUCCCCGUUCGGAUCGACAACACGGCAGGCUGCGCUCUCUCUGAGUGUCCCGUUGACCUUGGGCCCAACUGCCCCGCUGAGCUCAAAGGACCAUUCGAUUCAUCUGGCUUUCCCGUCGGAUGCAAGAGCCAAUGCUAUGUUGACGCGCUCAACGGCCAUCCGAACGACAACCCCAGCUGCUGCAGUGGAAUUCAUGACACGCCUGCUACUUGCCCGUCUUCCGGUGUUGGACAUUACUCCUACUUCAAACAAGCCUGCCCAUUGGCUUACGCUUAUGCUUACGACGAUCUGACCUCGCUCUUCACCUGCCCGACUGGUGCUCAGCCGUCGUAUACUGUCACCUUUUGCCCUGCCUCGUAAGGAGCCACAAGUAUCGAUUGAUCCCCAUGGAUAACCGAGUACAUACCAACUUCAUACGCAACAUUGAAUACAAAUCACCUGGCCAUUGAAGCCAUCUCUUUAUCCGAUCUUAACGACGAAACACUGACGCGAACAAGACCCGACGGGAUCUGCUUCCCGCUGAUGUAAACCAGCGCAUUCAUUUCGAAAACACGUGCCUCGCAUUUUGCAAACAGCCAUGUCGGAACCGGGAUCACGAAAGGGCACGACCAGCUACGAUGUUG